AUGUUGUUCUCUUAUCUCUCCAGGCAGCUCCACACACCCACCAACCUCCUCCUCCUCUCUCUGGCUGUCUCAGAUUCUCUCGUGGGCCCCCUUUUGUUUUUUCAAAUUGUGUCCAUAGACGGCUGCUGGUUUCUUGGUGACCUCAUGUGUACUUCGUAUACUGUUGUGGGCUUUAUUAUUACUUCUACUUCAUUAGGAACCAUGGUUCUCAUAUCAGUUGACCGAUAUGUGGCUAUUUGUGAUCCUCUACAUUAUUCCUACAAAGUCACACAAAAAAGAGUUCAAGUCUGUGUUUGUCUGUGUUGGAAAUUUUCUAUUUUCCUUAACAGUCUGCUGCUGAAGAAUAACCUGGAACAACCAAGCAGGUAUACUUCCUGCUUAGGAGAGUGUGUUGUUGUCAUUAACUACAUUGCUGGACUUGCAGAUAUUUUUUUGUCCUUUAUUGGUCCUGUCACUGUCAUCAUAGUUCUGUAUAUGAGAGUUUUUGUGGUGGCUGUGUCUCAGGCUCGUGCCAUGCGCUCUCAGAUUGCAUCUUUCCCUCUCAAGUGUUCAGUCAGUGUAACUGCUAAAAAAUCAGAAAUUAAAGCAGCCAGAACUCUUGGUGUUGUUAUUGUUGUGUUUCUAUUGUGCAUCUGCCCAUAUUAUUGUGUUGUACUCACAGGCCAGGACACCUUGUUUAAUGCCUCAUCUGCUUUCUUUGUAACAUGUCUGUUCUAUUUCAACUCCUGUCUUAACCCUGUGAUCUAUGCCUUUUUGUACCCCUGGUUUAGAAAAGCUAUCAAGCUCAUUGUUACUCUUAAGAUACUGCAGCCUGGCUCAUGUCAGACCAACAUGCUGUAGAGCAGGGGUCACCAACCUUUUUGAAACUGAAAGUGUAAACAAUAGU
Cyclopterus lumpus (lumpfish) is the source of this 886-nucleotide messenger RNA. Its product is annotated as trace amine-associated receptor 13c-like. Lineage: Eukaryota; Metazoa; Chordata; Actinopteri; Perciformes; Cyclopteridae. Gene Ontology annotation, cellular component: membrane. The transcript has a single exon. Gene Ontology annotation, biological process: G protein-coupled receptor signaling pathway. Bases 1 to 840 code for a protein of 279 amino acids. Gene Ontology annotation, molecular function: trace-amine receptor activity. The record is from RefSeq and is a predicted model, not a curated record.